Messenger RNA from Callorhinchus milii (elephant shark), 4666 nucleotides. RefSeq names its product sema domain, immunoglobulin domain (Ig), short basic domain, secreted, (semaphorin) 3B (gene sema3b). The transcript is spliced from 21 exons. Lineage: Eukaryota; Metazoa; Chordata; Chondrichthyes; Chimaeriformes; Callorhinchidae. Bases 494 to 2782 code for a protein of 762 amino acids. Gene Ontology annotation, biological process: neural crest cell migration; positive regulation of cell migration; negative regulation of axon extension involved in axon guidance. Gene Ontology annotation, molecular function: chemorepellent activity; semaphorin receptor binding. The record is from RefSeq and is a predicted model, not a curated record.
CUGUGGGGGUGCGGUGUGGGCAGGACAUAGAGCACUCGGCGAGGACUGAGCAGUGCAAACUCGAGCUGGUCUGAAAGUGGGUAGCGAGCAGAGCCAGACAGAAGCUCAGAACCCCGUGGCUGUUUAUAUCCUGCCGUGUUUCAGGACUGAACAAGAACUGAGAGUGAAUCCAGAUCCCUGCAGCCUGGGAGGAAAGACACCUCGUGUAGCAGCCUGGAGCAGAAGCCAACACCCACCGGAAUGCGAAGAACCUUUUAACCUGACCAUUUUGGUGCCAAUGAGGGGAGAGAGGGAAAACUGACAUACCGGCUCUCAACAGCUCAAAUAAUGGAUGUUCUGCCAUCGCCCUGAAGGAGGUCAUUUGCCAUUCAUUCCUCAGUAAACUGGAAUCUCUCAAAAGAUUUUCUCAAACAGGUUGGCAGGAAUCGGAUCCGGCUGCCGAGAGGACGAGAUUGUAACGUAAGGGAGGGUCUCGCUUGUUGCCGUGGGAACCAUGGCUCUCCUGUGGAACUGGGUCCUGAUCCAGCUCGUGGCUGUGAAUGCCUUUCAUGGGAAAACUAAAGGACUCAACCCAAGGCUAAAGAUGUCUUAUAACGAUCUGACCUCCCGAGGACUUGUUACCUACCAACUAAACCAUUCGUGCUGCUACAAUACCCUGUUAAUGGACGAGGAACGGGGACGCUUAUUUGUUGGGGCAAAGGAUUACCUCAUCUCUCUCAGUCUGGAUAACAUCAACAAUCAGGAGAGAAAGAUAAACUGGCCAGCUCCUGUUGAGUGGAGAGAAGAAUGCAACUGGGCAGGAAAAGACCUUCAUGCCGAGUGCGCCAACUUUGUCAAAGUGCUGCAUUUGUUCAACAGGACCCAUCUGUACACCUGUGGCACAGGAGCCUUUCACCCCACCUGUGCCUAUUUGGAAGUGGGCAACAGAAUUAAUGAACAUUUGUUCAGGAUUGACCAGAUUGAGGACGGCAAAGGCAGAAGUCCCUACGAUGCCAAACAUCUGUCAACCUCUAUUCUGAUCGGUGAGGAGCUGUACUCGGGCGUUGCCACAGAUUUAAUGGGCCGAGAUUUCACCAUCUUCCGUAGCCUGGGCCAUCGGCAUUCCAUCAGAACCGAGCAGCACGACUCCCGCUGGCUGAACGACCCCAAGUUCAUCGGAGCUUUCUGGAUUCCCGAGAGCGACAAUCCCGACGAUGACAAGAUCUAUUUCUUCUUCCGAGAGACGGCGGUGGAAGGGCAGAACUUUGGGAAAUCGACCUUCUCUCGUGUUGGUCAGAUAUGUCGGAAUGACUAUGGAGGCCAGAGGAGUCUGGUCAAUAAAUGGACCACCUUUCUGAAGGCCCGUUUAAUCUGUUCCGUGCCGGGGAAUGAAGGCAUUGACACACACUUUGACGAGCUGAGGGAUGUCUUUUUGCUCCAGACAAGAGACCCCAGGAACCCUCUUGUCUACACAGUCUUCGGCACUUCGAGUAAUGUGUUCAGGGGCUCGGCUGUGUGUGUGUACAGCAUCAAUGAUAUUCGCAGAGCUUUCCUGGGACCUUUCGCACACAAAGAGGGGCCAAAUUACCAGUGGAUUCCAUACCAAGGAAAAGUUCCCUAUCCUCGACCAGGAAUGUGUCCGAGUAAGACCUUUGGAAACUUCCAGUCGACGAAGGAGUUUCCUGAUGACGUGGUGCUGUUUGCUCGUAACCAUCCUCUGAUGUACAAUCCCAUCUACCCCAUUAACACCAGGCCACUCCUGAUAAAGACCAACGUCGACUACAGCUUCACUCAGAUAGUAGUAGACAGAGUGGAUGCCAGCGAUGGACGCUACGAUGUUAUGUUUAUCGGCACUGAUGUUGGAACAGUUUGGAAAGUGAUCUCGGUGCCCAAAGAGAGCUGGCAGAACAUGGAGGAGCUUCUUUUGGAAGAGCUGCAAGUCUUUAAGGACUCAGCCCCAAUCACGAACAUGGAGCUCUCCUCAAAAAGACAACAGUUGUACAUUGGCUCGGACACAGCGAUAUCCCAGCUGCCUCUACAGCGUUGCAGCAUCUAUGGGAAGGCCUGCGCCGAGUGCUGUCUGGCCAGGGAUCCGUACUGCGCCUGGGAUGGCAACACGUGCACCAGAUACCUGGCAAACACCAAAAGGCGGUUCCGACGUCAAGACGUGCGCAAUGGGGACCCUAACACACUAUGCUCUGGAGAUCGUCACCGACAGAACACGAUUGAGAAGCAUCAGUACGGGGUGGAGGGGAGCAGUACCUUCCUGGAGUGUGUUCCCAAGUCCCUGCAGGCCCAGGUCACCUGGACCCACCAGAGACAUUCCAACGCUCGGAGAGACGAGGUUCACACAGACAAUCAGGUCAUUAAGACGCAGCGGGGUUUGCUCCUGAGGAACGUUCAACGCAGGAACGCGGGCGUGUACCUGUGCCACACGGUGGAGCACGGCUUCAGCCAGACCCUUAUGAGCUUCUCCCUGGAGGUGAUCGGCCUGGAGCAGGCAGACGAGCUGGUGCGGAGGGAGGGGCCCGGGCCAGGUCCCCGAGGAAACCCCUCGUCAUCCAGCCAGAAGGUCUGGUAUCGUGACUUCCUCCAGCUGAUUGACCACCCCAACCUCAGGAAGGUGGACGAGGUCUGCGAGCAGGUGUGGCAACGGCGCGCGGGCAAGGUCAAGCACAGGCGGGCCCCAGCCCGCAAACUCCACACCAAGUGGAAACACCCGCAGGAGGUGCGGAGAGGGAGGAACCGACGGACGCAUGACGUGGCACGAGCCGAUCGAGCCCCGCGCAGCGCCGUCGUGUAGUCGACGAGCCCCGGGAGACGCAAAAAAAAAAAAACAACAACCUUUUUAUAAGUAACAAAACCCGCUCCUGGGAGUGACGUCACGGACUUGAGCGAUGCCGGUAGGAAAAAGCAUUGCGCCCUCUUUCUCCCACACACACUUUCUUAAGUUUACAUCAAACCACUGGGUGACAAGACACUUCUCUCUAUCGGAACCACUUUGACAUUAACAUCCGGCUCUUCGUGUUCUAGUGUGUAGUAUUUCCUCCUCGUACUCCAACUCUGCUAUGGAGUGAAAUGAUGACAGGUCUAGAGUGCCAGCGAUGGCUGGGAGCCUUUGCCCUCAUUUCCCAUUCUGACUGACCACUUGACUGUGUCUGACGCUGAAUGAAUCUCUCCCGGCUUCCGUCCUCCCACACGGACGCAGCUCGCAAACGGAGCCUUGUUGGGGGAGGCAAUGCAGGGAUGGAGGUGGAUUUGAGGGAUUGCUGUUUUAAUCCAUUCUGCUCCGAGCAAUCCCAAAUCUUGCUCCUCGCCAAACCCCAAGACUUUGGGUCUCAGCAGCGUAAGCAAGGAGAUUGGCAUUGCCUCUCAGGACUGAAGCCCUUGCAUUGAGAAUUCCCUCCCACCCUUCCUCUUUCCCUCCCUCCCUGCCUCCCUCUCUCCAACCCUUCGUAGAGCGCAGCUCUGUUAAAACCCUCAACGCAGUUUGAGUUACACUCCAGACAGCAGAUGGAGCCAUCUUCAGACGGUUUGAUGUUGAAGAUCUACACGUGGACGAAUUGAAGAUCUCCUGAUUCCCUCUGACCCCGAUGCCUGGAGGUUUAUGGAGCUGGGAGCCCGUCGCUCACUGUAACCAAGGAAUUCACCGUGCAGGAGAUGUUGCCACCAGACCGAGCCUCUCCAGUCCAGGAAUUGGGGUAUCAACAAAUACAAAGGACCAAAGCCUCACAAGUUGCCUCCAUUUGAACACUGACCUGAAUGAUAGUUGACUUAAGGUCUCCGACACGCUACCCCGUGCGAAUGGUGCUACAUAAAUGCAAGUUGUUGUUGUUUUAAGCGAAAGGGAUUGCGCCGAGAACUGCUGAUCAAAGCGUAUGUAUGGGUGAGUACGAGUGUGAACGGUGAGAAGGUCAGAGCCUGUUCAAGCACAGUUUGGGGCCUGGGUCCAUCAGCCUGAGUGAGAGGUCAGAGGUUAGCUGUGUCUUAUUUAUAACCUGGUGGCCUUUCCUCCCCCAUAACACCCCCUCUCCCCCCCCAUUCCCUACUCCUUGUUGCAAACGGUGUGGCAGUUUCUUUAGAACUCAGGAUGGUUCAACCUUUUGUGCUGCUGAGGGCCGGAUGCCGGAUUUGAGAAAAGUCCUUGGGCCACAUAAGUAAUAUUUUAUCCUGAUUGUCCAGUCCCAUAGCUGGGCAGAGCCUGAGCCCCCGGUGACCGUCUCCUGAUCGGGGGCCUGCGUGUCGCCUAUAUUUGCUCGUUGGACACCAAGUUGGAAAUGGUUCCCGGCCAGAUGAAAUCAUCCCUGGGGCCAGAUGCGGCCCGUGUGCCGCCAGUUAGACCACCCCCGCAUUAGGUCAUGCGCUGUAUAAAUCAAUCCCAUGGUGAGCAAGCGAGUAAGGUGCCGCCCGGUGAGACACUGAAACUGUCGCCAGCUUUAGUAAUACAUUUCCAAUGAACGGAUUGAACAAGUUUUCCAGCCCUGACCGCAAAGCUUUGACAGGAACAUUCCACUCCGUACAUGAAUUCAGCACCAGUUUGGUGUGCGGCUGAGAGACAGACGCGUGGAAAGUCAGGUUGAGCUGUUGGCAUUUGUGCCCCUGAACUGACCAUAGUCCGGGGGGGGGAGAAAGGCUGGGUUUACCCCGGGAGAUGGGACUGGCUAGGAUCCUCUGUCUAAAUGUGACC